Messenger RNA from Erinaceus europaeus (western European hedgehog), 2554 nucleotides. Its product is annotated as trafficking protein particle complex subunit 13-like. Gene Ontology annotation, cellular component: TRAPPIII protein complex. The record is from RefSeq and is a predicted model, not a curated record. The transcript has a single exon. NCBI's taxonomy places the organism in Eukaryota, Metazoa, Chordata, Mammalia, Eulipotyphla, Erinaceidae.
UUGGCUGUCGCGAGGCUGGGUUUUAUCACUCGCAGUGUUUCCUUCUGAGUUUGCGUGUGUGGCUGUAGCUGGAAGUUGAAAGUUAUUUUAUGUAUAAGUAUUUUAAGAGGCAAGAGAUGAUCAAGCCAAUCAAAAAGCCACUGCUUCUGCCGAGGACCUGACAGGAGGAUUUAGUCUCACUGGCAAAGAGAGAAGUGUUUGAUGCCUGGUCGUCUGGAACCUGCGCUUCUGUUUUCUGCAGGCCUGGAUUGAACUUCUUCAGCUUCCGUAGGCGGUGGGUCCUAAGUACCGGGCAAAAUGGAAGUGAAUCCCCCCAAACAGGAGCACCUGCUGGCCCUGAAAGUGAUGCGGUUCACCAAACCUACUUUAUUCACCAAUAUCCCAGUCACAUGUGAAGAGAAAGACUUACCAGGAGAUCUCUUUAACCAGCUCACGAGAGAUGACCCAUCAACUGUUAAUGGUGCAGAAGUUUUAAUGUUGGGAGAAAUGUUGACAGUACCACAGAACUUUGGGAAUAUAUUUUUGGGAGAAACAUUUUCCAGUUAUAUCAGUGUUCAUAAUGAUAGCAAUCAAGUUGUGAAAGACAUAUUGGUAAAAGCUGAUCUUCAGACAAGUUCUCAGCGUUUAAAUCUUUCAGCUUCCAAUGCUGCAGUAGCUGAACUUAAACCUGAUUGUUGUAUUGAUGAUGUUAUACACCAUGAAGUAAAGGAAAUUGGAACACACAUCUUGGUGUGUGCAGUAAGUUAUACAACUCAAGGUGGAGAAAAAAUAUAUUUUAGAAAAUUCUUCAAAUUUCAGGUUCUCAAACCACUAGAUGUGAAAACCAAAUUUUACAAUGCAGAGACUGAUGAAGUAUUUCUGGAAGCCCAGAUUCAGAAUAUUACAACCUCACCCAUGUUUAUGGAGAAAGUUUCAUUGGAGCCAUCUAUAAUGUACAAUGUAGCAGAAUUAAAUUCAGUCAGCCAAGCUGGAGAAUGUGUAACUACAUUUGGAUCAAGAACAUAUCUGCAGCCAAUGGAUACACGCCAGUACUUGUACUGCCUAAAGCCCAAAAAGGGGUUUGCAGAAAAAGCAGGCAUCAUUAAGGGAGUGACAGUAAUUGGGAAAUUAGACAUAGUAUGGAAGACAAACCUAGGUGAAAGGGGAAGAUUAUAGACCAGCCAACUUCAAAGAAUGGCUCCAGGUUAUGGAGAUGUCAGGUUAUCUUUAGAGGCAAUCCCAGAUACUGUAAGCCUAGAAGAACCUUUUCAUAUUACCUGUAAAAUAACAAACUGCAGCAGUGAAAGGACGAUGGAUCUGGUUUUGGAAAUAUGCAAUACCAAUUCUAUCCAUUGGUGUGGCGUUUCAGGAAGACAGCUUGGAAAGCCACAUCCAAGUUCCUCUCUCUGCCCCGCCCUUACUCUACUUUCUUCCGUACAGGGACUGCAAAGUGUCUCCGGUUUAAGACUAACAGACACAUUCUUAAAGAGAACAUAUGAAUAUGAUGACAUUGCACAAGUCUGUGUGUUAUCUUCGGCCAUUAAAGUGGAAAACUGAAGAAAAUUCCAGUGUUUUGCUUUGCAAGAACUUUCUGUAUUUUUGUCACCUCUGUAAAAUGAUCAAGUCAACAGCAAAAAUAAGUGUAAAUAUAUUAUUUAAACUUUUUUUCCUAUCAAACAGUUAAGAUGUUGAGUAUUUGUUUUGAAAAGAACAAUCUACCGAUAUUUAUCUCAUGAACUAAAUUCAAAGUGAGCAUUUGUACAUUAUCUACGUACAUCAUUUUGUUAUGGCCCAAGUAAAUACCUGGUACAGAGGUCAGCAAUCUAUGUAAAUGAGUUUUAGUUUGUAGGCCAUGUGGUUUCUGUUGAACACAUUCAGUUCUGCAGUUGUAGUGUAAAUAGCAAAAAAAAGAGCUUAGCAGUAUUUACAUAAACAGACAGCUGAUCUGACUUGGCCUUCUAGCUAUAGUUUCCUGACCUCAGUCUGAAAGAUACAGUUGUUUCUCAGAACUUUAGAAUUCUCAAAAUAUUUUAUUUAAACUCAGUUUUUUCCUAGCUACUCAGUAAAGAGGGAAAAGAAGGGUGGGAGGGGAGAUCCUUGUCCUUACAACUCUGUUAACAUAGUAUGUGGCUUUUCUAGUUGUUUUCAAAAGUAUUAUACUGCUGUGUGUUCGUGUAUACACGUAUCUAGCUUUUACUUAUGGAAUAGAAGUUCAGAAUUAGUUUUAUUUCUUAGACUGUUGAUUACUUGUUAACUAACAAGCUUGAUAAAUUUGCAUUCUAACUCCCCAUCAAAAAACAAUCCACUUAUUUUCAGAAGGCAUAUGUGAAGGAUUUUUAGCUUCUAGUAUUUGAUUUUAAACAAAUCAUGUAUGAACAUUGUAAAUUUUUCUGUCUCUGUGCAUAAUCAUACUUAUUUACUUAUGCCAUGAACAAAACAGUGAGAAUGUUAAACAUCAUAAAAAUUAUACAAUAUGAAUGUAUUAAAAGGUUUCAGUAUGUUGCUAGGAAAACAAAAGGCUAUGCUGUUAAAUGAAAACAAUCUCAUCUUGGUAAUUUCAAACUCAAGAGUACAU